GAAGAAAUCUGCUUCAUCUAAUUCAGUCCUAAUUCAGUCCUGCUAAUCUGCUAAUACUGUAGAUUGAAAGAUUUUUGCUGUUGCCAGGAUACCCUGUAAUGGGCAAGGAGCCUGAGAGAGUACAAAUUCUGUUUUUUAAAUUUUGUUAAAGCUUUUGUUUAACAGGGAACAUGUUUUAAAGUGUUUUGAUUUUGUGCCAGGAAGUGUAUCAGCUGCCCAGCCUCCCAUUCUUUGAAGAGUUUCAAAGCAAAUGUGUUCAUGAAUUGACAUACAUUAGGAAUGUGGAGCUAUCAGUGUGUUUGAGUCAACGUGAACUAUUGUGGAAGUUCUUCUAGACUCCGUCAUAGCAAUUGACUGCUGGACAUUCGGUCAGUGGAUGUGUGUGUGCACGUGAUGGGUGUGUAUUGUCUAUAUUGUGUAAACACGUGUACUUGUAGCUCUGAUCUAGAGGUAAGUGCAGCCAGUGGGAGCACGGAAUGGUAAGUGUGAAAGAGAUGUCACUUCUGUCUCAGUUUUCAGCUGCUCUACAAGUGUGACAGGCCCCUCCUUUGGGAAGUGAAAAGGAGGUUCUUACUGUCUAAUAUAUAGAGAAUGAAAGUCGUCCUUCCUUAUCAGAUAACUUUCCUUCUCACUAGGAGCUGGAGACAGCUGUUUGAGUGUUAGGAAAAUGACUGUUUUCGUACUGUUUUCAAACAUGCCUUUUCUUCUAGUCAAGAGAAGACUGCCACGUAUUUCCCUUAAGCUUGUAGUUAGCUCAGCUAGCAGCUGGAAUCUGGACUGCCUGGAAUCAAUUGUAUCCAUAUUAUAUUGUUAAAUUGUAGAAUAGUUAAUGCACACGCUGAGUUUUUCUGUUGUGUUCCCAAACACGCUUUAGCUACACAGGGAAUUGUUGAUAGCAUUUGGGAGAAGCGACGUGUUGUUUUGGCAUGUAAGUGAAAUUCUACCUGGUGAGUGUUUAUAACACUGAACUGUCACUGGCUUAUCUGCAAGGAGCAUUGCCCUGCAAUUCCUGUAUCUUACAGCUCAACAGUGGUAAGAACUUUACUCGUAUGAUUUCACCUGUGUUUAAGAAAUGUAGAAACUGUCUCACAAAAACACUGCUGUAUUAUUGCUUUUAUUUCAAUUUGUGAUUACUAGGUGUGAUACAGUGCAGUUGAAUGUAGGAUUUGGAACGGUAGCUGAUAUCUUAGCAGUUUAAGAAGUAGCCACUAGAGUGUAUUCUCUGUCAAUGAGUGCUCUUUCUGUCUCUCUCUCAAAUUUUUUCAGGGAUGUACUUUAGUUUUACCUUGAACAGAUGGUAAAUUUCCAGUAUCAAAGUAAGGGCUUUAUGAAUGCUAGUGUAGUAGCUGAUUAACAUUCAUUGCUUUGGGCAGAAAUAAGGUGGAGACUAAUGAAAUGUAGUUAACCAGUUGGUGUCUUGGGGAGCUGGCAGAAGGACAUGCUUAGCAUUUUAAAGAAGCCACUUCAUCUUAAAGGUCUUUGAAAUGUUGCUAAAUUCUCAUGGUGUUAGCAUUAAAAGAUGCUAUUUCCCUCAUUACUCCCCCCAAGCCCUGCUCACCUGUUUGGUUUUUGGAAGACAGUUCAUUGUUUGCACUGGAAAUGCUUUAUAGAAGUGCUGAGGAAUAAACCUUGGCUGAGUAACAUCGGUGGUGCCAAGGACUACGUUUGUGGCUCCUGCCCUUGCAUCCAGUGAUGAAGUUGCCUUCUGUUAGCUGCUGUCUGAGAGUGGGAAAAUCCUGUUUUAUUGAAAUAUCCUACUUAACUUAGGAUGUGUUUGAUCAGAGGAAAGUUUGUUUUUUUUGGUGCAGAAGUAACUGAUUUUUCCUCUGUGCUCUUGAACUCCAUAUGAAGAAGACAGUGUUGUGAAGAAGCUGUGUUUCAGUUCAGUACUUGGCAACACAACCCUUAUUACUGUGUAGCAUUUCUUAGGGUCACAAAACACUGCAGAAGCUUCAGCUUGACACCCGAUGCACUUGAAAAUUCUCAUGUUAACUGUUUAUUGCUGUAAAAAUGUGUGAAGUUCUUGAUGGAAGCUCUGGGUAUCUGCCUUUAACACAUUCAGCUGUCAAGUAAAACAUCGUACCUGAAACAGCUUUUAGCUGAAUGCCUGAAGUCCUUUUAGCUCUGUGUCUGUGCUGCUUCAGAUGGCCACAUCUGCUUGUAGGUACCACAGGUAUGAGCUGCCAAGCUGGGGGUAACUCCUGGUUAAAGAUUCACCUGCAUAUGAUACAUAAAAGUCCAGAAAUGAAAUGAGCAGAUCACCUAAAUAGUCUUUACAAAGCACACUUCUUUAAGAUUUGAGGCAGGAGACAGUCCCCAGAAUUAUCCAUGUAGGGGCACAUCUGUCUAGAAUUUGUGUUCAUUUUGUAGGCUGAGAGCAGAGAUGUCUGCAUUCGGGAGAGCUGUUUGACUGCUACAUCUACUGGAAUCUACUGGGAACUAUGGAGAAACUUGUUACAUCCACAGGUUUUGUUCUCACGGAGAUGUCAGCUGAGCGUUUGGCCUCUGGAGGCACCCACAGUCUAGGUCCUGUUAAACAAAACACACCGUGGUGUUUUCAGCUGUAGUGGACAAAAGAUGUAUAGGGUUUGGGGAAGGAGCAUUUGUAAGCUUUAUUUCCUCUCAGUUAAGAAUUUCAGUUAUCUGUGGCUCAGAAGACUGAGUAAUUUUGUCAGUUUAUCGAUUUUUGUUACAGAUUUUAAGUCAGAUUUUAACUAUGUGGAGUGCUAUUCCAUGGUUCGUUUAGAGAAGAAUCUGUUACAGUGUUAACUGCAGGAAAAAGUCAGGUUUUUUUUUUUUUUUUUUGUCACAAAUGCUACAUAGUACCUUUGAUUGUUAUAGUUUGUAUCAAGUUGGUGUGAACUAUCUGAGGAAAUACUUAAAUGAAUUGGAAGUUUGCUAGCCUUGCUUGCUGGGAGCUUUCAGAGACAAUGGGAAGCUGACUAAAUGUUAUGGGAGAAGUACCUGCAAUCAUUUUGCCAUCUCUAAUACAGUUUUUCUUCCAUGUCUGGGAGUUUUGAGUGCUGUCCCAUGUUAUCUAAAGCGUGGUUAAGAUUUGGCAGUCUUUUCCAUCUGUUGUUGAACCAACACUGUGAUUUUGCUGCUGGUAUCAGAGCUGAAGUUGAGUAUAGAGCCCAACUGACCUUUGGAGCUGAUCGUUAAUUAGCAGACAGUGAAAUGUGGUGAGAAGCACAGCUGGAAGGUGCCUCCUCCUGGUUAGUGGGCAUACAUUCUAAUUCUCUACCUCUCUUAAUCAGACUGAAGUUUGAAAAAGCGUGAAAAUAACUGAGAAUUGGUGAGGUUUGGGGGAGAGGGUGGAAAAGUAGGCUAUGGGAAGAACAGACUUAGUUUUGUAACUUCCAUUUGGAACUGUGACAGGCUGUUCUUAGAUGACCAUCAGUGCUAACGCCUGUAGAAAAUGAUCUUCGGGGUUCCUGGAAUUCCUCACUUGCACAUUUUAUGGUGUUUAUUUUUCCUUAUUCCAAAGGACCUGGGUUCCUGUUGAAAAGUGAUGGAAUAAUCUCCGGCCGGCACCUGACAUGCUGGGGGAGCAUCCCUAAAAGAGCUUGCCUGGGAGACAGUUUGGGAAAUAACGCAGUAACAUGUUUGCAGUAACCAGCAUGUUUUGGAAAUUUGAUCUCCAUUCGUCAUCCCACAUAGAUACACUUCUAGAGAGAGAAGAUGUAACACUGAAGGAGUUGAUGGAUGAGGAGGACGUCCUGCAGGAGUGCAAGGCUCAGAAUCGCAAACUUAUCGAGUUUCUCUUGAAGUCAGAAUGCUUGGAAGACUUGGUUUCAUUCAUUAUCGAAGAACCACCUCAAGACAUGGAUGAAAAAAUACGAUACAAAUAUCCAAACAUAUCCUGUGAGCUGCUCACUUCAGAUGUCUCGCAGAUCAAUGAUAGGCUGGGAGAAGAAGAAUCUUUACUUAUGAAACUGUACAGCUUCCUCUUAAAUGAAUCUCCUCUAAACCCUUUACUUGCCAGUUUCUUCAGCAAGGUGCUAAGUAUUCUCAUAAGCAGAAAACCAGAACAGAUUGUGGACUUCUUAAAGAAGAAACAUGAUUUUGUAGACCUCGUUAUUAAGCACAUAGGGACCUCUGCUAUCAUGGACUUGCUGCUCAGGCUACUGACUUGCAUAGAACCUCCACAGCCCAGGCAAGAAGUGUUGAAUUGGCUAAAUGAAGAGAGGAUUAUCCAACGGCUUGUAGAAAUUGUACAUCCAUCUCAAGAUGAAGAUAGGCAUUCAAACGCAUCGCAGUCACUCUGUGAAAUUAUUCGUUUAAGCAGAGAUCAGAUGUUACAAGUGCAGAACAGCUCAGAACCAGAUCCCCUGCUUGCAAGUCUAGAGAAACGAGAAAUCAUUGAGCAGCUGCUGUCUAAUAUUUUUCAUAAAGAAAAAAAUGAAUCUGCAAUAGUCAGUGCAAUCCAAAUAUUACUGACCUUGCUUGAGACAAGACGACAGACAUUUGAAGGCCAUAUAGAGAUCUGCCCUCCAGGCAUGAGCAAUUCAACGUAUUCUGUCAAUAAAAGUGUUCUAGAAGCCAUAAAAGCACGACUUUCAUCCUUCCAUGAACUCCUACUUGAGCCUCCAAAAAAAAAUGUCAUGAAGACAACGUGGGGUGUAUUGGAUCCACCUGUGGGGAACACACGUUUAAAUGUGAUUAGAUUAAUAUCUAGCCUUCUACAGACAAAUACAAGCAGUGUGAAUCAGGAGCUUAUAGAACUAAACAGCAUAGGAGUUAUACUGGACAUGUUCUUUAAGUAUACGUGGAAUAACUUUUUGCAUACUCAAGUAGAAAUCUGUAUUGCAUUGAUUCUUGCAAGUCCUCUUGAAAGCACAGAAAAUGGCACAAUUACAGAUCAGGAUUCCACUGGGGACAAUCUUUUAUUGAAACAUCUCUUCCUUAAGUGCCAAUUAAUAGAACGAAUACUUGAAGCAUGGGAGAUGAAUGAGAAGAAGCAGGCUGAAGGAGGAAGACGGCAUGGCUAUAUGGGUCAUCUGACAAGGAUAGCAAACUGUAUUGUGCAUAGUACAGAUAAGGGCCCUAACAGCACACUAGUCCAACAGCUUAUUAAAGAGCUUCCAGAGGAGGUCAGAGAGCGGUGGGAAACGUUCUGCUCAAGCUCUUUAGGAGAAACUAACAAAAGGAAUACAGUGGAUCUCGUUACUACCUGCCACAUUCAUUCUUCCAGUGAUGAUGAGAUUGACUUCAAAGAAACUGGCUUCUCACAGGAUUCUUCUUUGCAGCAAGCCUUUUCUGAUUAUCAGAUGCAACAAAUGACGUCCAAUUUUAUUGACCAGUUUGGCUUCAACGAUGAGAAGUUUGCUGAUCAAGAUGACAUCGGCAAUGUUUCUUUUGAUCGGGUCUCAGACAUCAACUUUAUCCUCAAUACAAAUGAAAGUGGCAAUAUAGCAUUGUUUGAGGCAUGCUGUAAGGAGAGGAUACAGCAGUUUGAUGAUGGUGGUUCUGAUGAAGAAGACAUCUGGGAAGAAAAACAUAUUGCAUUUACACCAGAGUCCCAGAGACGUUCCAGUUCGGGCAGUACGGACAGCGAAGAAAGUACUGACUCUGAAGAAGAGGAUGGAACAAAACAAGAUUUGUUUGAAUCGCACGCCAAUACAGAGGACAAAAUGGAAGUAGACUUAAAUGAACCACCAAAUUGGUCAGCUAACUUUGAUGUACCCAUGGAGACUGCGCAUGGCACCAAUCUGGAUACUGUUGGGUCUGAUGUAUGGAGUACAGAAGAACCUAUGCCAGCCAAAGAAACUGGCUGGGCUUCUUUUUCAGAGUUCACAUCCUCUUUGAGCUCGACAGAUUCCUUAAGAAGUAAUUCUCCCGUGGAAAUGGAAACAAACACAGAGCCAAUGGAUCCCUUGAGCGCAAAUGCAACUGGUCUUCCAACACCGCUGGAAACCCCAGGAAGUGUUGCUAUGGAGGCCAGCUCCGAUGGAGAAGAGGAUGCAGAAAAUGCAGACAAGGUAACAGAAACAGUAAUGAAUGGCAGCAUGAAGGAGACGCUGAGCCUUACUGUAGACGCUAAAACUGAAACGGCUGUUUUCAAAAGUGAGGAAGGAAAAUUGUCUACCUCGCAGGAUGCUUCUUGUAAAUAUGUGGUAGAGGAGAACACAGAGGUUGCGGAAGAGGCUCCUUCAGCUUUGCAGCCCACUAACAGCAGUCCAGAACAGAGGACUGAUCAACGCACCCUUUUAGGAGAGACAUCUGUUAAUGGCCCUGUAUGAUAUGUGAUGUCUGCUGCCUUGGCUGAAGAAAAUGAACUGAUACCUGGGGGUUUGAGCGUUUCUUGAGGAUUUCAUCUAGAGCCUGUUGAAGCCAGUUACUGCUGCACUAAUUUUGCAAGGGAUCAGGACCAGCAACAUUUAUAUUCUAGAUUUUAAGACAUUGUACAGAAAUUCAUAAGUGUAAAAAUAUUGCACAUUGAGAAAUACCAAUAAUUUUUGCGUAUGUUUAUAUUGUAUUGUUCUAAUUAACGGGUGGCCUGUGAAAUAAGAUCCUGCCACCCAUGUAAUGAUGACAGUAGUGUUACUAUAGUUAAAAAUGGCUGUAAGAAUAGUUUUAUAAAAAAAAGUGAAUACACAAAUCUAAUGUAUUUGAGACAUAACUAUUUGACGAUUAGUGUGACCAAAGUAUUUAGCAGUUUUUCAUACAUUUUUCACCUUGUAAAAAGAAGGAAAAAAAAAAACAACCAACCAAAAAAAACCCCACACCUGAAUUCAUGUUUCUUCUGGGUUGGCAAAGAAUUGUAGAACUGAAAUGCCCUAUAAACGUUAUUUUGGUUGUUUUAGCUUACAGAAGUGAUUUAAAUGAGAAUUUUGGUGUUCAACAUUUUACAACAGGUUUUUUAAUUGGUAAUUGUUUUCUGUAUUGUUUAAAACAGAUCAAAAAUGUAAGUCUAUUGGUAGAGAUUUUAAGUAUUUAUUGCUACAACUUAGUUGACAAAUUGAUGUUACUGUAAAGCCAUAUGUUCUGUUAAGUCUUGUUUGCUUGAAACAGUACCUUACAGGUGAAACACUAGAAUAUUUGAAGUGCACAUGGCUUGUUGUGUUAAGUGAUUCACCUGCCUUUUAACCCAUUCACCAAGAUUUACUUUAAUCCCCAGCAUUACACGAUGGAACAUUUCAGAACAAUCUGCGUAUUUAAAACGCUGUGAUCCUCUUAGACAAGUCAAGUAAAUGAAAUGCCCGUGCUGCUAAUGUAAUUACAGUACACGCAUUUUAAAAGUAUAUAGUGUUCUUUUAAUACCAAUUUUGGCAGCAGAGCAUGUUAAUUGUUACUUUCACUGUACUGAUCUGUGUGAGGCUUUCAUUUGUAUGUUCUAAACCAGUUUUUUUCGCAGCUGGUUUGUGUAUAUAUAUAUAGUGAUUAUGGAAACUAAUUCUGUGUAAUUUAUAAUUUUCUAUGUCAGUGUACAAUUCCAACAGCCUUCUCAAACAAACGGAAGCAAUAUUCUGUAUAUUGCCACAUUGUCUGGUGAAAGGGUUAAAGUACUUCACCUCCUGCACUUUUAGAUGCAAAUCCAUUUUUAUUUCUGUAAUAAUUAUAUUCAUUUAUUUUUACAUCAUUUGUUUUCCUGACCAGUAUUUAAAGCCAAAAGGAUACUCUAAACAAUGGCCAAUGAUUUAUUUUAGAAAGCGUCCCAAGCAACGUGCCUAAACAUUACAUUGCAUACAGAAAUAAAAAAAAAAGGAAAAAAGUCCAAUGGCAUUGCACUUACUGCUUCCUGUCUUGCAUUUUCCUCCAAAGAUGUUAGUAGCGACUUGUUGCAAACUCAUCAGCUGUGUGAAAACGGAGAAAGAAAACAUUAUGAUAGAAGGACUUGGAAACUAUAGUUGCCUUUUUAUUUGUACCUUAUAAAUGAUGGAAUUGAGUCCGUUUAUGUUGUUUAAUUGCGGAAUUGCUUCCAGAUGCACCUUUGCUGAAAGUGUUACCUAUUAAUGCUGAGGUUGGCAGUUGUCCUUUCGUCACUUUCUAAUCUGUUUUGGAAACAGAAGUGCUCACUUCAGUGCAGGAAUUGCAGUGCAGCUGUAAAUUCCACGCACAGGAGAGCAGUGUGGUGUCUCACUUCUGUCCUUCCAGUGAAGUGAUUUGUACCUCGCUAGCAAGGUGCGUUCACUUCUUACAUGGCCAAGAGGAGUGAACUGACUGAGUGUCAGUCAUUAACUGUAUUUCAGCCCUGUUGCCUGCAGUUCAGCCAAGUCUCGUAGUUUGUCCUUCCUUCCGAUAGUGAACUGAUGUGACAGUCUGCUACUUAGUUCAUACAGGAGAUCAAAAUUUGAAAAGGAGUGUUUUGUCUCCUUUCCCUCAAUUCCUACCAUGUGCUUUCAGGUGAGUAGAGAUGUGAUGGUGGUAAAUGCAGAUUGUUCCUUCAUUGUAGUCUGCCUUCUAUCUAAAAGGUGUGCUAGAGAGAAGGUAAGCCGACCUACUUUAUGCUGAUUCUAGUGGUCUGAUUCUGAGCUACUGCACUUGCUGUUAAGUUGGGAGGUGUGUUAAACCUGGGAUUUAAACUAGAUUCGACGUAGCAAGCUUGUUCUGAGGUCUGUGGUGUGUUUUGCCCACAAGUAUAUUACUUGUUCUGGAAAUCCUGAACUUGAAGGGAAAGCUUUGGCAGUGAAGGGAAAUGGCUCUGUUACCCAAUCUGUUUAAUCAAAUUUGACUUGCUUGCAGUGAACUUCAGUUCUCUCAGAAGGUAUUUGCAAGAUGGAUUAACGUCAAAUACCUCUGGGUGGGUUUGACUUUCUGCAGUUCUGCAGUAUCUGGUAGCAGUUAGCCAGUCGUAGCAAGCUUACUUCAACCUUGUUCUGAAUGCUUGCAUUGCAGCACGUGAUGGUGCUCGUGGCAAUGGGUACAGGUGCAGUCACUGAAAAUGGGGGUGCUGUGGCAUAUGAAAGGACAGUGGAUUUAGGACUCCUCUGUGAAAGGACUUCUGCAAGCAUAGCCAGAGCAGCAGUAUGUGCAGUAGCACCCAGCCGUGUCAGACCUGUCUCUGUUACCUGGUAGAGUGGAUGAAUCUCGCCACCUUGACUGCUUACAUCAGUGCAAAUCUUUGUUAAAAGUAUAAGCCUUGUCCGAAAUUUUUCAGCAAGGUUAUUCCAUUUAAAUAAAGGUAUAAGCUUGAUUAAUAAUAUGAUGCCUUCUGUUGAGUGAGUUGACAGGUAUUCACUGACAGCAGGACAGCUGAAGUAAUCUCAGUAAAUCCUUGUGAAUUCAACUCAUUUUAACCACGCCUUGGAGUGGAGUUUCUCUUUCUGCUAGUAAGCUUUUGUCUCUGCCUCUCAAACUGAGUUCUGCAUUGUCAGCUGCACACUGUGAAAACUCACUGUGACGUUCCCAUGAGGAGGUAAGAAAGACGUAGGAAGAUGAAUUUUUCAUAAUGAACUUAUGUUCCUGUUGGAAUUAGUUUUAAUUUCCUUGGAGAUUACUUUGUUUUGACAUAUACUUUAUACAGUUAGCCAGUUAUAUACAAUAAAUACUUCCUAUUAAUAUACUUAACCAUCACCUCUGGCCAGUAGUGCAAUGCAGCAUGAGUGCUUCAGGCUUUACUGAAGACGUGUGCAUUGUUUCUCAAAAUCAGAAUGAAAAUUAAAAGAUAAUGUGAGAGCAACAAGCUUUUUUUUUUUAAGCUUCUGUCUUAUUUUUUUUUUUGCAUCUUAUUUUCUGUCAAGUAAAGCAUUGACAUCCUUCUAUGCCAUUAUUGUUAGAACUAAGGUUACAGUAUGGAGGAAUCAUAAGCUCAUAGAAUUAAAAAGAUUCUUAAUGUAAAAAUAGAAGUAUUAAACUUGUCUUUGUGACAUCACGGGAAGUCCCACCGUACUUCUUCCUCUUCUGCUACAAGCUAAAGCAGUGAAGAGAACUGUGCUCAGCUAGUAGUAUUUUUCAACAUUUCUCUCUCCUAUAGAUGAGUCAGGGUUAGUGUCUGGUGCGUUUCUUUCUCUCUGAAUCAGCAGGUACUGUGCAAGAUGAGCUCAGAUUACCUUUAGUCCAUCAGCCUAAAUAAUUUUUUAUAUAAAAAUAAUAAACCUUAAAUAAUGUAAUGCUGAUUCCAAGACCUACUUCAAGAGGAGUGUUCUCAUUUCUCAUUUUUUAUUUCUUAUGAGUGUUGGCGGGUGCCUUUUCUGUGGUCUGUGUUCUCUGCAUCUUGAAAUUUGGAUUCUGAAGGCUCUUAACUUAAAUCACAAUUAUCUGUUCUGUAUGUGAUGUGCAGUCACCCAAAUCUGGACUAGCUGCUGAGUCAGGUUUCUCAGUCGUGAGAUGCAGCUUGCCCAAUCGCUCAGACCGAGCUGCCUGUCUCACUGUUUUAGUCUGGGAACGAUCACGUUGGUGGUUGAUUCUCAAGGAAGUCGUAGUGUUGCCUUGUCUUUCUCAAAAGGAACCUGAACCUGUUAUUUACAGAUAUGCCUGGACUGCUUUUGAAUUCCAGUAUGUGUGACUUCUUCUGCUUUUGUUGAGAGAAAGAAAUGCAUGUGACUAAUGGUAGGUUCUUCCCUUUCCCUUUUUAUCUAAACUGUGUUAGAGGCCACAAUUUCAUUUUGGGUAGUAGGUUAAUUUGGUUCAUUUUCUGAGGUUCUGAAGCUUGAUGAUGCAUACAUGACAAAUAAAACCUGUUGCUCCUCA
This is a messenger RNA of Meleagris gallopavo (turkey), 10632 nucleotides long. The record is from RefSeq and is a predicted model, not a curated record. Lineage: Eukaryota; Metazoa; Chordata; Aves; Galliformes; Phasianidae.